GAAAGGAGAGAUCAAAGCCGGAGAUUAAGAGGGGCAGCGGCAGAAACGGGGUGAGGCUGCUUUGUAGCAUCUUGGAAAGCACAAUGGCCCGUCAGGCCGUGCCAGCACCCCGGCAGCUAUUCAUUCCUCUCCGAUGCAGGCAUUAGUCAACAAGAACUUCCUUUCAGAAGAGCCAUUAAAGGUAAUAAGGGGCGGAAAAAACCCUUUCCCAUCUUGAGAGAAGAAGAGAAACAAUGAAUUCAUAACUGAAAAAGAAGAACGCUGUGGUUGAAACCAUCAUUCAAACGAACGAACAAACAAACGAAGAAGAAAUAAAGCACUCUGAUUCAAGAUGAAUUACAGAACACCCACUGUGAGCAAUCUAUACCUCAGUGGCACCACCAGGCCUGAGACAGACCAUGGGACAAUUGUUGAUGAGACUGGAUCAGAAACUGUUGCAAUGACACCUGAACCCAGCAGCUUUAUCAGCACCAAAAUUCCAGAUGUGGUCAGCAAUGGCCCAGUUAUGGAGACCAUGCUGUUGUCCUUUGGCAUCAUUACUGUUAUCGGGUUGGCGGUAGCAGUGGUUUUGUAUAUUCGGAAGAGGAAACGACUGGAAAAGUUACGACACCAGCUCAUGCCCAUGUACAAUUUUGAUCCUGCAGAAGAACAAGAUGAGCUAGAGCAAGAACUGCUGGAGCAUGGCAGAGAUGCUGCUUCUGUUCAGGCUGCCCAAAGCAAGGCAAAUCAAGGCGUUCUCCAGAGACCCAGUCGUCUUGUGUUCACAGAUGUUGCGAAUGCCAUCAGUGCAUGAAGAAUUCUUCCUCUACACGAGAUACAGGAAGACGACACCAGCCAGUUAGCAAGCUACUCUGGGUAGUGACUAUCAGUUUUCGCUGGGGGAAAGAGGCCAAGAACCAAGAUUGCCUGUGCUCCUGUUGCCAAGAAACUGCCCCUUGCUGCAGAGUUUGAUUGGCAAUGUUGCAGGUAUCAAGUAAUGUAUGAUAGAAGACGAGAGGUUAUUUAUAGCUACAAUGAUUGGAAUGAAUAUAGUAACAGGCUUUGGAAAUAAUAGCAUCAAUUCCUAAGGCCUUCCUUCCCUGGGAUAUUGACAAAGAUAUCUAGAGUUUGAGACUGCAGAUUCAGCUAGGCCAUACUAUGCAGUAGACCCAAAAUAUGAUCCUGUUGGUUUAACUCCUAGGAACCUGGAAUAUAUGAAGUUGUCAACAUAUAUCAGUGUCAUCUCAUCUCAUGUUCUCUGGUGCAGUAAAAGCUGCCCUUCAGUAUAAUCAUAAGAGUUAGCUGCUGUCUUUCCAUUAGAUUUCUACAAUGUAAGGUGUUCUACUAGCUGGUUUUUUGAGGAGGGAUAACUUGGAAUAAAGGCACUGCUAAAUAGUAACCUCUGUGUCUUAUAGAGGCUGGUAAACCUCACAGGGCAUAAGGAUCUCCUCUUCUAAUACUAAUUCUUGCUAUAGGGGAAGAAUCUUAGAAAUAAGAACAGUGAAACUAACUUGUAAAUCCCGAGAUGAUUCACUCCAGUCAGCAUUGGCUGAAAUGAAUUUUUUUUAAAAAAAAAAAUGAAAGGAAAUCUUAUUUGGAAAAAUAGUGUUACAUAUGCAUGUUCUUGCAUAUAUUAAAUAAUCCGAAAUCCCCACAUCUCCAUAUUGAAUGGGCUAAUAACUCAUUUGAAGUCCAUUGGAAAGUCUCAACACUUUUUAACCUUGGCAAGAAGAGCAGUUCUAAAUGGAGGAAAUAACACACUUAUUUUACAAUUUAAGGGAAAAAUGCAUCUGCCUACCUAGCUUAUUUGUUUAUUAGAUAAACUGGGAUACCAUCCCUAUGGUUAAGAUCAUUUAUUUUGCUUAUCCGAUUUGCAGCUGGGUAGAAUGUUGAGUUACUUUAUUUAUUAAGCUAAUUUAUUUUCUUCUCGUCACUAAAACUGAUUAUUUAUUUAUUUAUUUUAUUUAUUUGAGUUCAGUAGCUGUCCAGCUCAACAGGUGAUUCUGGGCAGCAUACCAUUUAUUCACAAGAGAUUUGAGCACAGAAUUUGGAUUUUGUUUUGUUCCAGUUUGGAAAUGGAAGAAGGGGGAGUUGGAAAUUGGAGGCAAGGAAGAAAGGCCAGCAAACGAUAAUUGAACAGAUGCCAAGAAGUCUGUGCUAAGCAAAGGCCUUUGUUAAAAAAAAGCUUUGCAUUUUUUAUGGAUUAGCGAAAACAAUUGGGAACAAGUUUCAUUUACAUUCAUCUAAACCCUAGUGAUGGCAUAGAUCCUCAGGAAUCUGCAAGAGCAGCCAGUCUCUGUGUUAUAUUUUGCUUUGUGGCAUGAUGGUGACUCUGCCUGCUUCUGAACCUGCCUCUAAUAUUUAUGUUUACAUUGGAUUUCUAUCCUGUCUUUCUAUUGCUUUGUCCAGGAAGGCAAACAAAAGAGCCACUACAAUAAAGGGCUACAACAAAUCAAUAAAAGGGGGGGGG
This is a messenger RNA of Notechis scutatus (mainland tiger snake), 2449 nucleotides long. RefSeq names its product chromosome 2 C3orf18 homolog (gene C2H3orf18). The record is from RefSeq and is a predicted model, not a curated record. Lineage: Eukaryota; Metazoa; Chordata; Lepidosauria; Squamata; Elapidae.